UGCAUGGUAAUUCAUUCUACUCUUCACUUGAUUCAGAGUGGACGACUAGAAGUAGUCUAUCAGCUAAAGAUGGCAGGUUAUCUAAAGGUCCUCGGUUUUCUCACCAGGUCUGCUACUUUAUCCAAAAGCCACGCGGUCAUUGCUGCUCAAGGUUGCCAGACUUUACAACAGAGGAACUAUGCUGACCGGCGCAUCAAGGUCGCUCAACCAGUUGUGGAGAUGGAUGGAGAUGAGAUGACUAGGAUAAUCUGGGAAUUCAUCAAAGAAAAGCUCAUCCUAACAAAUGUUGAUGUGGAGCUAAAAUACUUUGACCUUGGCCUACCCUACCGUGACCAGACUGAUGACCAGGUUACCAUUGACUCAGCCUUAGCAACCAAGAAGUACAAUGUUGCUGUCAAAUGCGCAACUAUCACACCUGACGAGGCCAGGGUUGAAGAGUUCAACUUGAAGAAAAUGUGGAAAAGUCCUAAUGGAACCAUCAGAAACAUUUUGGGUGGCACGGUUUUUCGUGAACCUAUCAUCUGCAAGAACAUUCCCAGACUUGUUCCUGGUUGGACACAGCCUAUCACAAUUGGCAGACAUGCCUUUGGUGACCAGUACAGAGCCACAGACUUUGUUGUGAAUGCACCAGGAAAAUUUAAGAUCAGCUUUACUCCAGCUGAUGGAAGCAAAGGCCAGGAAUGGGAAGUAUUCAAUUUCCCUGGGGGUGGCUGUGGAAUGGGCAUGUACAAUACUGAUGAGUCCAUCACUGGCUUUGCUCACAGCUGUUUCCAGUAUGCUAUCCAGAAAAAAUGGCCUCUCUACAUGAGCACCAAGAAUACCAUCUUGAAAGCGUAUGAUGGGCGCUUUAAGGACAUCUUCCAGGACAUCUUUGAGAAGAAAUAUAAGCCAGAGUUUGACAAACUGAAGAUCUGGUAUGAACAUAGACUUAUUGAUGACAUGGUGGCACAAGUUUUGAAGUCUUCUGGUGCUUUUGUUUGGGCUUGCAAGAACUAUGAUGGAGAUGUCCAGUCUGAUAUUUUGGCUCAAGGUUUUGGCUCCCUGGGUUUGAUGACCUCUGUUCUAGUGUGUCCUGAUGGAAAGACCAUUGAGGCUGAAGCUGCUCAUGGCACAGUCACUAGGCAUUACCGUGAGCAUCAGAAGGGAAGACCAACCAGCACCAAUCCUAUUGCAAGCAUCUUUGCAUGGACCAGGGGACUGGAGCACAGAGGCAAGCUUGAUGCAAACCCAGAUUUGAUUAAGUUUUCCCAGACUCUUGAACGUGUGUGUGUGGAGACUGUGGAGAAGGGGAUUAUGACCAAGGAUCUGGCUGGCUGCAUCCAUGGACUGUCAAACGUUAAGAUUAAUGAGCAUUAUGUGAACACCACGGACUUCCUAGAUGCAAUCAAGACCAACCUGGACAAAGUCCUGGGUAAAUGAAGAAGGUGGACACUGAAGCACGUCCUUUCCUUUUUGUACCUCAUUUAACUUAAACAUCAUCAUAACCAUAAUCAUUGUUGCUGAAGGGAAAAGUUGAAAAGGAUCCUGUUUUUCUAUAGCAGUGCUGUUGGUUAGUGUUAGCUAAAUUGUAUUUGUCACCAGUCCACUUCAUUUCCCAAUUACAAGGUUUUAGUUUUGUAAUAUGAAGUAAUGUAUGUAAUACUGUAUUAAACCAUGAAAAUAAAGGCAAAAAGCAAUUUUGGAAACCUUCUAAUAAAUUUUAUGUUUUGUCUUAAA
Tachysurus vachellii is the source of this 1716-nucleotide messenger RNA. RefSeq names its product isocitrate dehydrogenase (NADP(+)) 2 (gene idh2). Gene Ontology annotation, molecular function: magnesium ion binding; NAD binding; isocitrate dehydrogenase (NADP+) activity. The coding region runs from base 4 to 1419 and encodes 471 amino acids. The transcript has 11 exons. The record is from RefSeq and is a predicted model, not a curated record. Gene Ontology annotation, biological process: isocitrate metabolic process. Gene Ontology annotation, cellular component: mitochondrion. NCBI's taxonomy places the organism in Eukaryota, Metazoa, Chordata, Actinopteri, Siluriformes, Bagridae.